ACAUCGGUUCCCCAUCGCCGCCCUCUCAUUUGCUGCCGGAAUCCCUCGCCGACCUUCAGCCUUCCCCGCUCCUGCCCCAAUCCCUCGCCAGGCAACGACGGUAUUGCGGUGCACGAAAACCUCCAAAAAUCCCAAAAUUCACGUCUUUCUCCCCUGUCCGCUCCGCAAUGCAGCGCAUUUCUAGCUCCUGUCAUGUCAUUGCAGGUUAGAAAGAGGGAGAAAAAACUUAGAUAAAUACGGUGACAGAACCAUAGUCAUUGAAGUCACAAUUCAGCAAUGGGAUAUGUUAAAUUAGAAAUCCGAUGCCCAAAGAAUGUGGCUAUAGUAACUUCAGCUGAUCCAGAUCCUGUUUGGACUUUGGAUGAUCUUUUAUCAGAGCUGAAUUCCUUGGAGCUGCAACAUGGAGCUCGUAUUUCAGUUUCAUCUCCUCCGAAGAAGUCUAAAAUGAAAGAAAUGGCUAAUGGGAGUAAUAAACCUUUUGUUAUGCGCAUUACUGAUGAUGAUGUCUACGAAUCAGAAAGUGAGGAUGAAAGUACUGAUCAAAGGCUAAUUACUGGAACAAGAUUUGCUUUCCCUGAUGAUUACUUUAGUGAGUCUGAUGAAUUUGAUGAUGAAAUGCAUGAGAAAUCGACUCCAUCUCGUCUCAUGCAAAAGAAAAGCAUAGAAGAAGGGGCACUUUUUGAGCUUGAAAGUGAUCAUCAACUUAUGGUUAAGGAGCAACUUAGGAGCAAGUUGUCUUCUUUGGAGUUGUCUCAGAAAAUUGAGAGCGAGAACUCAUCUUUUGCCAUGCGCCGCCUUGAGAAACAAGCUGAAGCAAGACAGGAAUUGGAUAGAAGACUUGAUAAACAGUAUCAAAGAAAGAUAGCUGAAAUACUUGAUAAUCACUUGUCCAUCCUACAAAGGAAUCACGAACAAAGAUCACAAAUUGAAGAAAGAAGAAUUAGAGAUGAUGCAACACUUGAGGAAGCGAAGAGGAAGGAGAAGGCUCUAAUUGAUGAGAAACUGCGUCAAGAGAAAUCUAAAGCGGAAGCAGAGGUUAGAUUGAAUGCUAUUAAACAAGCUGAAGCACAAAAAGCAGCCCAGGAAGCUGAAAUAAGAGCAGCUAAAGAGGCUGCAGAAAAACAAGCUGCUAGAAUAACAGAAACAGCUGUAUUUGAUGCUUCGAAAAAGGAUUUGACAGAACCAAAAGGCGUAGAAAAUACUCGAACAUCUGGUAACAUUAAGCAAGGAGACUUUGUUACUAAGCAACUAGGCAUCAGGGUUAUUGCUUCUAAAGCUGCACUUGAAGCUGAGUCUAACCGUCUUGCAAUAUACGAUGAAGUGGCUGGGAGGAUCAAUGUUAUUGAUCAGAAGGUUAUUGAUAAACAUGGAAGGCAGAUGUAUAAAUAUAUUAAGCAAAUUGGAGGCACAGUGGAAAAUGUCAGAGCAAAAGCACAUGUUUUAGUGCAACUUAUUAAAGAUCCGAUGUUACCUCUUUCAAUCUCAUUGUUGGUCUUUGCAAACAAGGUUGUGUCUCUUUGUGAAAACCCUAGUGGAAGUUUUGAUAAGAGUGCCUUUGCCUGUGGUUGGGUUAUUGUUCUCAUUGCUUCACAGGUCCCAGAUGUCAUGGAUUUGGUACUAGCCGAGUUCCAUAGAAGUUGCAUUUACACUGUUCCGAAGCAUCUACAAGCUUCAGAUGCAGCUUCACAAACCAAGGACUACUGGAAAAUGUUAGGUUACCGAGAAGAAGAUGGGAAGAUUGAAAGCACCAAUGAAUUUUUAAAUCGUGUCGAGUCUUGCAUGAAAUUAUAUGCUGCUUUGAUUCAGACCGAGAUUGUUGGCGUUAAAAAUCCUUAUGGCUUGAAUUAUGGGUGGGCAUGGCUUGCAAUGUUCCUCAAUGCACUACCAGCUAAUAGAACUACAGCUGUUGCCUUAGAAGCCUUUUUGAAGAUGGCAGGAUUUUCACUGCUUAGAAAGUAUAAAUCUCAAUUCAUGAAAGUGCUAAAUGUCAUCUCUAGAAGAUUUCUGCCUUCUCUUAAGCAACGGGGCGAAGCUGUGCACGACAUUGUUAUGAAAUUGGAGCAAUAUUUGGAUGAUAAGAUUUACCUACGCGAACCAGAAGGGCGACAGCUUCAAGCUUCGUCUUUGUCGAAGUUCUUUGAAUGAACAGCUGAACAUAUUUUUUUGUAAGGCGUAAAGUUUAGGGUAGGAAUAUGGUUUUGUUUUGAGCCAAGGGGAAUGAAUUAUGCAGUUGAGAGGCUCAAAUUGAGGGCUACAAAUAACAAUCAAUCUGUAAAUUGUUUGAUUUUAUUUCAUUUUCCUUCAGUUCAAAUAAAGCCCUGAUGCAGGCAAUGCAAAUCACUUGUGUUUUCUUUUGGGGUUUUUAGGGUUCGAUGCAGAUUGCAUUUCUAGCGUUUGCACGUGUGACUAGUUGGUCUUGUUGAGUCCGGUUGUCUGCUUUAGAUAAAUA
Phalaenopsis equestris is the source of this 2449-nucleotide messenger RNA. Its product is annotated as protein GLE1. Bases 277 to 2145 code for a protein of 622 amino acids. The record is from RefSeq and is a predicted model, not a curated record. The transcript has 16 exons. NCBI's taxonomy places the organism in Eukaryota, Viridiplantae, Streptophyta, Magnoliopsida, Asparagales, Orchidaceae. Gene Ontology annotation, cellular component: nuclear pore; nuclear pore cytoplasmic filaments; cytoplasm. Gene Ontology annotation, biological process: regulation of translational initiation; poly(A)+ mRNA export from nucleus; regulation of translational termination. Gene Ontology annotation, molecular function: inositol hexakisphosphate binding; translation initiation factor binding; phospholipid binding.